Ambispora gerdemannii is the source of this 201-nucleotide messenger RNA. Lineage: Eukaryota; Fungi; Glomeromycota; Glomeromycetes; Archaeosporales; Ambisporaceae. The record is from the annotation of a GenBank genome assembly.
AUGAGAUUUCCAGUAUAUCCUGCGUCGAUAACUCCUCCUUGGACAACAAUUCUUUUAGCAGCCAUAGAAGAACGGGAUGCUAAUUGCAUCAUAGUUCCUUCAGGUACUUCGACAGCAAUUUUGAGGUCAAUUUUUGUUACGGUGUGGGGUUCCAGUAGUAAGGGCUUCUUUCCGGGAUAUCAGAGAUCAAAUCCAGCAUCG